GGGCCACUCUCACAGGCUCACAGGAGGAGCUGCCUUUAAAGAUGCCCCUGAUGGAGGCCGAGGAACAGGAGGAAGACUCCAGCUCCCUCUCAAAUGACAAAUCGGAGAGUAACUCACAUCACUACCUCUGCUAUGUGCCCCUUGGGAUUGCCUUUCUUGUGCUGGCUGGAGCUGCUGCAGCAACCUGGUAUUUCCUAGACUACAGACCAUGGCACCUGGAACCAUCCAUCCUGCAGUUUUACUGUGGCAGCCUCCAGGUCCUCAAUCGCUGGUACUCCCCGGACCUUGGGCAGGUGGAGUCCAGAGCCUUUUGGGUGGAGUCAGCUAAGCUCCAGAACAUGCUGAAGGAACUGAUUCGUGCCACAGAGCUGGGUCGAUAUUACAACUCGAGUACAGUGUAUGCCUUUGGGGAGGGGGCUCUGACCUUCUUCUUCUGGUUCACCCUCCAAAUCCCUGAGAGUCAGCAGAAGGAAACAACUGCUGAGAAGGUAAACACAGUGCUCCAUCAAGAGCUCUCCACCAGCUUCAACAGCUCAGGCAGCCUGUCCUAUCAGAAGGAGUACAGGGUCAACCCAGAUUCGCUGGUUCUCCUGGAAUCCAGUGUGAAAGACAUAGCAGUGCUGAAAUCCACUCUGGGUUGCUACAGGUACAGCUAUGUCCAGGAGGAUGAUAUCCUAAGGCUGGAGGGCCCUGACUACCUGGCCUCCAGUUGUCUUUGGCACCUCCGUGGCCCCAAGGGCUACAUGAUCAAGCUACGCCUGGAGUGGACUCUCCCUGAUUGCAGGGACCGCCUGGCAAUGUACGACACAGCUGGGCCCCUGGAGAAACACCUCAUCACCUCGAUCUAUGGCUGCAGCCGGCAGGAGCCCAUUGUGGAAAUCCUUUCGUCUGGCCCUGUCAUGUCCAUUGUGUGGAAAAAAGCCAUGUACAGCUACUUUGACCCCUUCAUUCUCUCAGCACAGGCGGUGCCCCUCAAAGCUUGUGAAGUGAAUAUAACUCUGCGGGAGGGCCUGGAGCUGCAAGGGAAGAUUGGCACCCCACAUUACCCCAGUUACUACUCGCCCAACACGCAGUGCACCUGGCACAUGAUGGUCCCUUCCCUUGACUAUGGAGUCACCCUCUGGUUUGACGCCUACGCACUCAGCAGACAGAAGCACGACCUGCCCUGUACCCAAGGCCAGUGGAUAAUUCAGAACAGAAGGUUGUGUGGGCUGCGGACCCUACAAGCCUACGCUGAGAGGAUCCCAGUCUCAUCUUCUGCUGACAUCACCAUCGCCUUUACUUCGCAGAUCUCCUUAACUGGCCCUGGUGUACAGGCAGCUUACAGCCUGUACAACCAGUCUGACCCCUGUCCUGGGGAGUUCCUGUGUUUGGUGAAUGGCUUGUGCGUCCCAACCUGUGACGGGAUCAAAGAUUGCCCCAAUGGGCUGGAUGAGAGAAAUUGUGUGUGUCCUGCAAAGUUCCAGUGCCAUGAAGACAGCACUUGCAUCGAGUUCAGCAGGGUCUGCAAUCAGCAGCUGGACUGUGUCAAUGGGAGCGACGAGGAGCAGUGCAGUGAAGGGGUCCCCUGUGGUCCUUUCACCUACCGCUGUGAAGACGGGACCUGUCUGAAGAAACCCAACCCCCUGUGUGACACCACUGCAGACUGCAAGGACCUGUCUGAUGAGAAGCACUGUGACUGUGGGAUGCAAGCCCCUCUCAGCAGGAUUGUGGGUGGUCUGAAUUCUGUGGAAGGGGAAUGGCCAUGGCAGGCCAGUCUACAAGUUCGGGGCCACCACAUUUGUGGGGGAACACUCAUUGCUGAUCGCUGGGUGGUCUCAGCUGCGCACUGCUUCCAGGAUGAGAGGCUGGCUUCCCCCUCCAUAUGGACCGUUUACUUGGGCAAAUACUUUCAAAAUGCCACCAGCCAUACAGAGGUGUCCUUCAAGGUGAUCCGCCUCUUCCUCCACCCUUAUUAUGAAGAGGACAGCCAUGAUUACGAUGUGGCACUGCUCCAGCUGGACCAUCCUGUGAUCAUCUCACCUUUAAUCCAGCCUAUCUGCUUGCCUGCUCCUUCUCACUUCUUUGAGCCUGGCCUUCACUGCUGGAUCACUGGCUGGGGGGCCCUCAAGGAAGGCGGGCACAUCAGCAAUAUUCUGCAGAAGGUGGACGUGCAGCUCAUCCAGCAGAACAUCUGCAGUGAGGCCUAUCACUACAUGAUUACUCCCAGGAUGUUGUGUGCUGGGUACUACAAGGGCAAGAAAGAUGCCUGCCAGGGUGAUUCUGGAGGUCCGCUGGCCUGCAAAGAACCCAGUGGCAGAUGGUUUCUGGCUGGUUUGGUCAGCUGGGGAAUGGGAUGUGCACGUCCAAAUCACUAUGGAGUAUACACCAGGAUCACUCAAGUGCUGGGCUGGAUAAACCAAACCAUGAGCUGAGGAAAGUGCAUCUCUAUCUUCUCCCCAUCACACCUACACUCACAUGGCACAUUUCUGAUCUUGCUCACUUGCCUCUCAGAGAGUGUGGGAUGUAGUCAGACCAGGAUGCUCUUCUGAAUAGGGCAAGAGAAGGCUGCCGUAGGGAUUGUAGAUAAAAGCAGGCAGACCUUCUUCCCUAUCAGUGCCUCACAGGGAGCAUCCCAAGGGGUUUUUAGGCCAUCCAUCCAAAAGAGGGGGGAAGGGAAAGGGGGGAGGAGGAGUUGGGGGCAAUGACAUGACACACAGCAAUAGUCCCAAGUUGAUGGUUCCUGAGAAGAGGAAUAAGAGGGUUCAUGAACUUUCCAUGAACCAUGUGAUUCAGCCACAGUCUUAUGCUGGAACAUUUGCUGAAAGAAAAUGUGACUGAUGUAGUUAGAGAUUCCAGUAACUGUGAAAUCAAUCUGCCUCCCUCUUCCUUCCUGCUGCUUAUCCUUCAUCCCCCUUCCCCUCCCAUCACUCCUCCUCUUCCAUCUCCCUAAUUGCUUCUUUUCUUAGCUGGCGUGUGCUGUUCAGUGUGCUGUUCAGCUCAGCCAGGCAACUCUUCACGUCUCACUGACUCCCAGGCACGAGUCCAGCAUUGCACCCCCAAGCACGUGUCCUGCCUUCCUGCUGGAGCAGCACCCAGCCUCCACUGCUGUACUUCCCUCAGUAAAAACACUAGAGCAGCCUCCCAUUCCCUUCCCUCAGCCCUCCUAAAUACCUUCAACAUAAGGAUGUCUCAACUGCUUCCAUCUCCUAUCUCAGGUAAUGCAGGAAGUGAAGGAGAAGGCUUCAGGGCACAGUGCUUGAACUGCAACUGCUAUGGGUUUGGGUUUUUUACUAAAGAUACACGUAUGUGUGUGUGUGUAUAUGGAUAUAUACACAAUGGACUGCUCUCUGGAAUUAGAAAUAAAAUUAAUCUGA
Molecule: messenger RNA, 3356 nt
Organism: Neopelma chrysocephalum (saffron-crested tyrant-manakin)
Lineage: Eukaryota; Metazoa; Chordata; Aves; Passeriformes; Pipridae
Gene: TMPRSS6
Product: transmembrane serine protease 6
Exons: 18
Coding region: 42-2414 (790 amino acids)
Biological process (GO): proteolysis
Molecular function (GO): protein binding; serine-type endopeptidase activity
Source: RefSeq, a predicted model, not a curated record